UGUUAGUACUUAGUAUCACAACUUAUUGCCCACAAGAAAAAAUGCAAUAAUAACCCAAUAAUUGUCUUCAACCCACCUGUCCAAAUCCACGCAAAUUAAUACUAGCCUGAAAAUUUUAAGUCAAGAUUCAUAAAGUAUACUCCAAUCCUAAGAAAUAAAUACUGAAAUUGAAUAGCACAUAUUUUGAUUUGGUGGGAUUUCUUUUUUGGUCUAUAGACUCUAUACUCUCAAGAAAUGGAGGCUGAAAAUGGCCAAACUUCUCCUUUGUUAAGAAGCCCGAGUAGGAGACUGAGUCAAAACGGUAGACUUCGAAGGGGUAACUCAGUUAACUCGUUAAGAAAUGAGUUCAUUUCCAGAUUGCCUGAUAAACUUCGUUCUGGGGUUGAUGAUGAAUCUUUGUAUGAAGUUGACUUCUCUAAAACUCAUGGUUUAACUCAAGGAGAGAAGGAAUACUACGAGAGACAAUUGGCUACUUUGAGAUCAUUCGAGGAGGUGGAUCAUGUAGUCCAAUCUGGUUCACCGGAAGAGGAUGAUGAAGAAGAAGCUCAACAUGAACGAGCUAUGAGGAUCUCAAAUUACGCUAAUAUUGUGCUUUUAGCGUUCAAGAUCUAUGCUACCAUAAAGACUGGAUCACUAGCCAUUGCUGCCUCAACAUUGGAUUCUUUGCUCGACCUUAUGGCCGGUGGUAUACUUUGGUUCACUCAUCUUUCAAUGAAAAGCAUCAAUAUCUAUAAGUACCCGAUUGGAAAGUUACGUGUCCAGCCAGUAGGGAUCAUUAUAUUCGCGGCCAUUAUGGCUACUCUAGGAUUUCAAGUUCUCAUACAAGCUAUAGAACAAUUGAUCAAAAACGAAGCUGCUGAAAAAAUGUCGUCCAACCAGUAUCUAUGGCUCUGCGCGAUUAUGAUAACAGCUACUGUAGUAAAACUCGCUUUGUUCUUUUAUUGUAGAGGCUCUGGGAAUGAAAUUGUCCGUGCUUAUGCGAAGGAUCAUUACUUCGAUGUCGUGACAAAUGUGGUGGGUUUAGUUGCUGCAAUUCUUGGGGACAAGCUUUACUGGUGGAUAGACCCUUCUGGGGCUAUUCUCCUUGCAAUUUAUACCAUUGCCAAUUGGUCCGGAACUGUUUUGGAGAAUGCAGUUUCACUAAUAGGACAGACGGCUCCUCCGGAAGUCCUGCAAAAAUUUACAUACCUCGUUAUAAGGCACCCUCAAGUUAAACGCGUCGACACAGUUCGUGCUUACACUUUUGGCGUGCUUUACUUUGUGGAAGUCGACAUAGAACUCCCCGAGGAAAUUCCUUUGAAAGAAGCACAUGCCAUUGGAGAGUCAUUACAAAAUAAGCUAGAGAAACUCCCCGAAGUGGAGCGAGCAUUCGUGCAUUUAGAUUUUGAAUGUGAACACAAACCGGAGCACACGGUUUUAAGCAAGCUGCCUAAUACCGACCCCUGAUUGUUGAAGCUUCAGAUUUUAUUGAUCUAAUUUUCUAUGAAAAGCAUGGUUUUUUCUUAACUGGUUAUUUGUUUCACUUCUCGAUUGUGUUAUAUCUCAACAUACAACCGACAAGUCCCAACUGCUACCGAGUUGAAUGAUUGCUGAGAUAGACUUUAAAGCGUCAUAAUACUGACUGUCCAAGCUUCUAUGUCGAUACAAUCAAGCAAAAUGGCAUUUUGUUGCCUCAAUAGUUCAACUACAAUUUUGUAAUAACUAGCAACUAGUUUGCAGUUUUGAUAAUUAUAUUAUAUAAAUAAAUUUCAAGAGUCAAAUUGCUUGGAAAAAAAUUCAACUAAUUUGUCAAAUUGUGUAUGAACAUUAUUCAAGCUUAAAUGAAAAACUAGAGGUUACAAAA
Molecule: messenger RNA, 1843 nt
Organism: Amaranthus tricolor (Joseph's coat)
Lineage: Eukaryota; Viridiplantae; Streptophyta; Magnoliopsida; Caryophyllales; Amaranthaceae
Product: metal tolerance protein 4-like
Exons: 7
Coding region: 235-1446 (403 amino acids)
Biological process (GO): transmembrane transport; monoatomic cation transport
Cellular component (GO): membrane
Molecular function (GO): manganese ion transmembrane transporter activity
Source: RefSeq, a predicted model, not a curated record